AUGGAUGCGAUACGGCAGGCGCUCCGUGUCGCACAGCAAAGCAUCGCGCCAGUAACAGGCACAACUGCGCAAUUUACAAGCCUCGGUACGCUCGAUUCGACCAUCCGCAGCUACGAGCUUGCCCUUGAUACAGUUACGCCACUGACCGCUGCCAGCACGGCGACAGAUCUCCACGCGCAGCUCCAGAGCACGCAUUCCACCAUCUCUGAUACCAACAAGCAGCACUAUAUCGCGCUCAACAAGCUUUCCCGUGCUAUCGAUAAGAGAUUUCCUGUCUCUGCGCAUGAUCUAAUCGACCCUAGUCUCUUUAGCAGCGACACUUGCACGCGUGCUCUGGACAAUGUCGUGCUCGACUACUUGUUACGCGCGGGCUACGCCGACGUAGCCCACGUGUUUGCGGAGGAAACAGGCCUGGGCAUGCCGGAGCAGCAGGCACAUUUGUAUGCGAAACUAGGCGCGUUGUGCCACACGCUUGCGCACGGAACACUGCAGCCAAUGCUGGAAUGGGCGCUCGCACACCGCGAAGCAUUGCGCGUGCGCGAAAGCCCACUCGAGUACCUCCUGUUCCGCCAAACCUUCCUUAACAUUAUGCGCGGCCAAGCGAGUGGCGUGUCUCUAGCGCCUGCUCAAACAAAAUCACGCACCAAUAUCUCUGCCGCCUACCACUACGGCCGCAAACACUUUGUGCCCUAUCUCGGCACGCACCUCAACGAAAUCCAGCGCCUCUUUAUGCUGCUUUUGUACGUGCCUGAAUUUCACAUCGACGCAGCGGGCGCAUCGCUUCAACCGCCGCCGAGCACAGAAGCGCUGCUUUCCUUCGUCCCUCCCCUCUACCGCAGCGCUGUAACAUCGCUGAGCACGAGCUACGAGCAAAUUGCGGAGCAGCUAUAUGCAGAUUACUGCGCCUUGGCCGGCAUACCGCAGCGCGGCCCAUUGCAGGUAAGUGUCGAUGUCGGCGCCAACAUUGCCCUGCGCCGAAUUAUCAAAGCGCGCAGCGUGAUGAAAGACAGCAAGAACGGCUGGAGCCAGGCAGACGAGCUGCCGAUUGAGAUACCCCUCCCUGCCGAGCUGCAAUUUCACAGCACGUUCCUCUGCCCCGUGAGCAAAGAGCCCGGCACGGAAAAUAACCCGCCCAUGAUGUUGCCCUGCGGCCACGUUUUGUGCCGCGACAGCCUCACGCAUGUCGCGCGCGGCGUGCGUGUCAAAUGCCCCUACUGUCCCGUGGAGUCCAAUGCAAAAGACGCGCUCCGCCUCUACUUUUAG
Malassezia vespertilionis is the source of this 1263-nucleotide messenger RNA. RefSeq lists its product as uncharacterized. Gene Ontology annotation, cellular component: nucleus; GID complex; cytoplasm. Gene Ontology annotation, molecular function: ubiquitin protein ligase activity; protein binding. The record is from RefSeq and is a predicted model, not a curated record. Gene Ontology annotation, biological process: proteasome-mediated ubiquitin-dependent protein catabolic process. The transcript has a single exon. Bases 1 to 1263 code for a protein of 420 amino acids. NCBI's taxonomy places the organism in Eukaryota, Fungi, Basidiomycota, Malasseziomycetes, Malasseziales, Malasseziaceae.